Dermatophagoides farinae (American house dust mite) is the source of this 1774-nucleotide messenger RNA. RefSeq names its product glycerol kinase. NCBI's taxonomy places the organism in Eukaryota, Metazoa, Arthropoda, Arachnida, Sarcoptiformes, Pyroglyphidae. Gene Ontology annotation, molecular function: phosphotransferase activity, alcohol group as acceptor; kinase activity. The record is from RefSeq and is a predicted model, not a curated record. Gene Ontology annotation, cellular component: mitochondrion. Gene Ontology annotation, biological process: glycerol metabolic process; glycerol-3-phosphate biosynthetic process; triglyceride metabolic process.
ACUAUUAAUAAAAUGAACUUGGGAAACCGGUUUGUUUAUCCUCGAUGUUGUUAAUUGUCGAUGGUUUGGAAGACGAGUGUCAUUAACGACAUAAAAAAGUUAUCCAUCGUCGAUCCAUGAAUGAAGAACGGAUAAAAAGUCUGAUUGGUGUAAUCGAACAAGAUACAAAUUUCAUACGAUUCACCAUAAUAUCGACGAAAAAUGGUUCGAUUGUGACUCAACAUCAAGUUCAUGUUCCAUGUCAAUAUCCACAGGAUGGAUGGAUUGAACAAAAUCCCGAUCAUUUGUUUCGUUCAAUUCUGGAAGCAUUCGAAAUCGUUUAUGGAAAUCUUUGUGGAAACCGAAUGGAAAAUCUUGUCGAAUGUUUAUCGAUCACAACUCAACGAUCGACAUUUAUUGUAUGGGACAGAUAUACGGGUGAUCCAUUGUCCAAUGUGAUUGUUUGGAUGGAUAAUCGCUCAAAAGAUCUUAUUCAAUCAUUAAACUUUCAAAUCGAUUUAAGUGAAUUGAAAAUCAAAACAGGCCUUCCAUUGUCGCAUUAUUUUAUGGCAUCAAAAUUAUUAUGGCUAUUCGAGAAUGAUGAACAAAUUAAACUUGCGAAUCAACAGAACCGUCUAAUGAUCGGCACCAUUGAUUCAUGGUGUUUAUGGAAAUUGACCGGCAUUCACGCUACGGAUGUGACGAAUGCAAGUGCUACAUUGUUGAUGAAUUUGGAAACUGUAGAUUGGGAUCACGAUCUUUGUAGAUUAUUCAAAGUGCCAAAAUCAUCACUACCCGACAUUUAUCCAUCAUCUCAUACAUUCGGUGAGAUUAAAAUAGGACCAUUUAGUGGUGUACCAAUAACUGGCAUGAUCGCCGAUCAACAGGCUGCAUUGUUUGGACAAAAAUGUUUGGAUUUAGGUGAUACUAAUAUAACGUUCAAGGAUAAUUGUUUCCUUCAACAAAACAUUGGUCCUGGUCCUUAUCGUGAAAUUCUAUCUCGAAUUCCAGUAGAAACAAGACAAAAAUUGAUUUUAACUAUUGCCUAUCAAUUGUCUGAUGAACAACCUAUUCAUUAUGCUCUCGAAGGAUCUUCGAUGAUCACAGGCGCUGCUUUCGAUUGGCUACGAGAUAAUCUUGGAUUGAUUGAAGAUUUUGAUGAAAUUGAAUCACAAGCAUCCGAAGAGAAUGGAGGUGUUUAUUUUGUUCCGGCUUUUCGAGGUUUAGAUGCACCAUAUUGGGAUCCAAAUGCUUCUGGUACUAUUAUUGGUUUAUCACAAUUUAGCCGUAAAUCUCAUCUAAUUCGUGCCACUUUGGAAUCGGUUGUUCAUCAGACAAGUGAUAUUUUAGAUUAUUUAAUUGAAACAGAAUCCUCUAAAUUCAUUGUUAACGGUGGAUUGAGUUGUAAUAAUUUACUAUGUCAGCUACUGGCUGAUAUUUCCAACAAAACUAUUAUACGACCAAAUCCUUCAUCAAUUUCGCCAGGAUUGUUAGGAGCAGCUAUGCUAUCCAGUCAGAUAAUCAACGCAGACAUUGCAUUCAUACAAAAUGUAACAAUAUUUGAGCCAAAAAUCAAUGAUCAAAAACGUGAAUCGAUGAAAGAAUUAUGGACAUCGGCAGUCAAUCGAAGUCGCCAAUGGAUUCAUAAAAAAGAAUUCGUACAACGAAAAUUGCAACAAGAACGAUUGUCUAUGAUUCCAUUUGUAACAUUUUCAAUAAUUACAUUUGCUUUACUCAUCUAUAGUCGAUCAAAGAGUUGAAUAAAAAAAAAAUUUUUAUUUUUCAAAUCUAAUUA